AUGAUAGUGUGUCGGACUACUCUCUUCUCUAUUCUAUCCGCUGAUUCGUUCCUUCGCCGCGCCAUUUCCGUCGUGUCUAUUUGCCCUUCCUUCCCUCACUCAACUCUUUUUUCCGUUUUCCACUUUUCCUCUCUCUCGUGCAUGGCGACCGCCACUAUUGAGCAGUUGGGAGACGAGCUCUCGUUAUUUGACGGCGCAGCGACGAUUCUCCUAGCAGCGUACGAGAAGCAAGGCCCGUACGACGUGGAUGUGUACGCGCUAACAGUACCGGGUGUGAUUGAAGCGGAGGUUCGCGUUCGCCGGGUGCACCCUCUGUUGCAAGAACCUGAUGACGCUGAGGCGCACAUCAACCUGGCUAUCCUCGAUGUAGCGUACUCUCCUACAGUGCAUGGGCUCUUGGGUCAGUUCUACCGAGCCAACGCCACGUCAGAACCCACCCUAAACUACUCCAUUCUGUCACACCUAAUGGCCAUGCCAUUGGUUCCUUCCUCCGAAGCUUCUUCCGAAGGGGAGCUUGAGGGAGUACCAGAAGAUUACGUCACGUCCUCCCUCCUCGCUCCUGACUGCAAAUUCACUCAAUUCUCGCUCUUCCCUAAGAAGACCACCAGGAUCGACAGCGUAGAAGACACGGCGGCUGAGGCAGCUGAAAUGGCUCUAGGGGAAGCUGACAUGACUGAAUCGAUCCUUUCAAAAGCAGCUGAAAAGGCCAACCAAGUUGCUGACGCUGCUGCUGCCGUGAAUCCCGAAGAGACUACUCUCAAGCUCUCUCAAGUGGGGUCAGCUGAUAAUGAGCAAAGAAUCGCUUUUUGA
This is a messenger RNA of Closterium sp. Naga37s-1, 810 nucleotides long. Lineage: Eukaryota; Viridiplantae; Streptophyta; Zygnematophyceae; Desmidiales; Closteriaceae. The record is from the annotation of a GenBank genome assembly.